AUGGACGAGCUUCACAAGCAGAAGCAGACGCAGAACUCUGCUGCUCUCCCACUGAUCACAGACGCGAAUGCGAACGCGGACACGAGCGUGGGUGUGGCCGCAAAGGUGACGGUGGAGGAGGCAGCCGCCGAGAUGGCGUUCGUCAACUUCAACCACCUCAUCAGCGCCUCCGACCAGUAUGGCCUCGUGGCGCGUUUCCUGCCCGCGUCCGCCCAGCUGUUUCCCAGCACCACCUUUGUGGCCGCCCCCAGCAUUGCUGCCCUUGUGCCCGGCAGUCACCCCGUCUCUGCGGCCUGGAACAAUGAUGAUGGCGUGUGGAUCGAUCAGCUCUGCGCCAUUCUCAACACCUACAAGGUCGACUUCACCAUGAUCGGCCUCUUCCGAAUUGCUGGCCUGUGCCGUAUCAUCUCUGCCGACGACACUGGUGGCAGCGAUGACCGACCACCAGCCAUCGUCAUCGCCAUCUCCCCACGUUCCUUGUCUGUCAUGUCUGCCCGCCAAGUUGUCGGUCAGAUCUGCCUCCUGCUGCAGAGCUUUGGAUUCCACCAAUCGGUCCUUGUCGAGCUUGUCGAGGGCAUCUACACGCCCUACCACACUCUCACAGACGAAGCCAAGGCCAGCAAGAGAUACCUCGACGACCAAGCCGUGAGUUUCGAGGAUACCUACCGCGUCCAUCCGUACCCUGGUACAAGCAUCGGGCCUUCAUCACCCAGCAGCAGCUCUGGAACACUUGGGUGCUAUCUGAAGCUGGUACGCCGCCUUCCUGACCACAAUAACAAGGAGCAAGUCAAGUACCUUGCCGUCACGACCCAUCAUGUCCUCUUUCCUGAACACACCCGAUCCGUGGCCGGCUACACCUCGAACCUUCCAACAGUCGAGCAGCCGUCUCCUGCGGAUUCAGAGCGGUGGGUGGCAAGCUUGCGGGAGCAGGUUCGGUUGCUAGAGUUGUACACAACGACCAGCAUCAAAGGCGACGACUUUGGUAACAUGGCUCUCCGCGACUUUGGCGCUGACUCUGAUUUCCAUCAGUCUCUCGGUGAAGCGCGCCGUCGACUGGGCGUUGCGGAGAGCAUGUCGCGAUAUCUUGGGCUCAUCCUGUGCUCCUCUGGAAUCAACACGUAUACGUCUAGUCAAAAAGAGUCGGUCAAAUCUCAUCUCGACUGGGGCUUGGUGGAGAUUGACGAGUCUCGUCUUCCUCCUGAUCCUGACGCAACCGUCAAUGCCCCAGCCCCAUUCGUCUACAAAGAGGCCGGCCCCAAAGUAGCCAAGUACGGCUACAACCAGAACAACGAAGGCCUCGUAUACAAGAUUGGCCGGACUACAGGAGUGACCAUUGGCAGAUUUGCCGGCAGCCAUAUCCUGUUGCGUACGACCAGUCGCUCAGACCAGCCCGUCAGCUCCGCGCCGGAGCACCACGUCCUUGUCGAGCAGGCGAUCGUGCCGGACCAGCCGGGCGCCGACUUUGCCUCGUUCGGCGACUCGGGCGCCGUGAUCCGCGACUUUCGCCAGCGCCCUGUCGGCCUCCUCUACGGUGGCCUGGAAGCGGAUGAUGCGUCCAAGCCCACCAACGCCAACGCCACCGCCGUCGCCGCCACGACCAUGACUGACCUCAAUGUGGUGUUCCACCCGCCGGGCGUCCUGCUGCGCCACAUCUACCUCUACACGCCCUUCGACGCGGUGCUGGCGAGCAUGCGUGGCGCGAUGGCCGAGCUGUUCGGGGAUGGCGUGUGCGAGCUUUCGUGGAUCUCUUGA
This is a messenger RNA of Phaeoacremonium minimum UCRPA7, 1752 nucleotides long. RefSeq lists its product as hypothetical. The transcript has 5 exons. The record is from RefSeq and is a predicted model, not a curated record. Bases 1 to 1752 code for a protein of 583 amino acids. NCBI's taxonomy places the organism in Eukaryota, Fungi, Ascomycota, Sordariomycetes, Togniniales, Togniniaceae.